AUGCAUGUUGUUGAAACUUUGAAAUCAAUAAUUUCACCGAAAAAUACUCAAGAAACUAUUACAUCUAUUGAUCCGGAAACAUGUGAUAAUAAUAUUCCUAGUAAAACACAAUUAGAUUCAAGUCAUGUUACUACGACAGAAUUGUCCAAGUUUAUGAAUGAGUUUCAUGAAAGAAAUUUAGAAAGUUUAGUAAGCAAUGCUGAUAUUAUUUUUGAAUCAGAAGCAAAAGCAAAUGAAGCAGCAGAUCCAAUAAAUGUAAUUAUGAAUAGAGAAAACGAGACAGUUGUAAGCCAAGCAGCUUUAAACGAUGCAGUUGCACCUUUUAUACCUCUUGUAAUGAAGAUAACUACUUUAACAAAGGAGAUAGCGGACGCUUAUGAGAAUGUUCAAUAUAAUAAAAAAACUUGUGGUGCAUUAUUAACUACAGUCGAAGAUGUAGAAUUUAUGAUUAGAGGAUUGAUAAGGCAAAAAGAGAAGAAUAUUGAGAAAUUUUUCAGUCAAAAUUAUUACAAUUCCUGUUAUAAAUUAAUAAAUUGUUUAAAUCAAAUUAAAAAAUUUUUUAAUGAUAUUUCCCAAUUAUCAGGAUUUAAAAAAUUUGUUUCAAGUAGUAAUAUUAAAGAAACCUUUGAGAAGAUUAUUAAAGACUUUGAUAGUUGUUCAAUUCAUUUAAAAUUGGCUAGAUCCAAUACAAAUGAACAAUUGAUUUCAAUUUUAAGUUCUGAUAUUAUCGAAAUGAAGAAAUUUCUAGACAAUAUUGAAGGUGGUGUUACAUAUAUGAUGAAUCAUACCACCGUUUUACAUGUUCAAAAUAAUAAAAAGAUCUCCGUUAAAGUUAAUAAUAUUGAAGAACAGAAUGACAAAAUUAUUAAACAAAAUAACGAACUCUUAGAAUACAAGGCGGGCAAGGAUAAAUGUGAAUUUAAUUUUACUCCGCUUAACGGGGAAAUGGAUACGAUCCGUUAUCUGAAUGAAACCAAUAAAAAUUUGAAAUUUGAAACUGAAUCUAAUAUUAUUGGGCAAAUUGAAGCUUCGAAAUUGAAAGAUGCCGCGGAACCCAAUAGGCGUAAAGGUAGUAAG
Funneliformis caledonium is the source of this 1077-nucleotide messenger RNA. The record is from the annotation of a GenBank genome assembly. NCBI's taxonomy places the organism in Eukaryota, Fungi, Glomeromycota, Glomeromycetes, Glomerales, Glomeraceae.